AUGUCAAAUAUAAAAAAUUUAAUCAACUCUCAAAAAUUUUCCGCGACAAAUAAUAAUAAUAAUAAAAAGGUUAAAGAACAAUAUAGUUUGGAAUUUUACUUUAAUAAACAAAAUAAUAAUGUAAAUAAUGUCGAGAGUGUAGUUGCUUUUGCCACAAAAACGACAAAAACAGAAAACGAUAUACUUGGAUUUGAGGUACAUAAGAAAGAAGACUUAGAAGAUUUAGAAGAUUACCGGGAUUUUGAGGAAAAUAUAAUUUUACUUCGUAUAAAUGGUUCAUUUUUGAGAGAAACUAGUGUUGAGAAUCAUUGGCUUGAUGUAUUAGAGUGGAAGGAGUAG
Messenger RNA from Diversispora eburnea, 339 nucleotides. The record is from the annotation of a GenBank genome assembly. Lineage: Eukaryota; Fungi; Glomeromycota; Glomeromycetes; Diversisporales; Diversisporaceae.